Messenger RNA from Atta colombica, 3739 nucleotides. RefSeq names its product 26S proteasome non-ATPase regulatory subunit 2 (gene Rpn1). Gene Ontology annotation, molecular function: enzyme regulator activity. Gene Ontology annotation, biological process: regulation of protein catabolic process; proteasome-mediated ubiquitin-dependent protein catabolic process. The coding region runs from base 158 to 2839 and encodes 893 amino acids. The transcript is spliced from 4 exons. The record is from RefSeq and is a predicted model, not a curated record. NCBI's taxonomy places the organism in Eukaryota, Metazoa, Arthropoda, Insecta, Hymenoptera, Formicidae. Gene Ontology annotation, cellular component: proteasome storage granule; proteasome regulatory particle, base subcomplex; proteasome complex.
AUUAGUAUACGGUCGCCACUCUAUAUAGCGUGUCCAUGAUGGUGACUCGCAAAACCUCUUGAAUACUCAUCUUAGUAACCUCAAACUUCGAACUAGAGAAUUGAAGAAGAGAUCGUGUAUUUGUUUCAUAUAUUUGUGUAUAAAAUAAGUGAAUAAAAUGCCGGAAAGCACCAAAAUAGAAACAAAACCGGUUAAAGAAGUGAAGAAUGGCAAAGAAGACGAUAAAAAUGAACUGUCAGAAGAAGAUAAGCUUCUACAGGAAGAAUUAACUUUACUUGUGGAGCGUCUCCAAGAUGCUAACACCAAACUACACUAUCCUGCCUUAGAAUCCUUGCGUUCACAUAUUCGUGCAUCAACAACAUCAAUGACAAGUGUUCCGAAGCCAUUGAAAUUUAUGCGACCUCACUAUGAUACUAUGAAAAAUAUACAUGAAAAAAUGAUCAAUGUAAAAAAUAAGGAAUUAUGUUCAGAUGUUAUUUCCGUUUUGGCAAUGACAAUGGGUGAAGGCCGAGAGUGUUUAAAAUAUAGACUAACAGGCUCCGCACUGGCAAUUGGUGAAUGGGGACAUGAAUACGUUAGACAUUUAUCAGGAGAACUAGCAGGAGAAUGGGAUGAGGUAACAGGUGACAACGUUGAAGCAACGAACAAGAAACUUAUCGCUCUGGUGCACGAGAUUGUACCCUACAACAUGGCACAUAAUGCAGAAACAGAAGCAUGUGAUCUUCUAAUGGAGAUUGAGAGGUUGGACUUGCUGGAACAGUACGUUGAUGAAAGUGCUUAUCAGCGAGUAUGUCUUUAUCUUACAAGUUGCGUAUCAUAUGUAGCUGAUCCAGAGAACAGCACCCUUCUUCAUGUCGCCUGCAAGUUAUAUCGUAAAUUUGGUCAAUAUCCGCAAGCAAUUAGGCUGGCGAUGCAAUUGAACGAUUUGCCACUUAUUGAAUCGAUCUUCACAAACUGUCGAGAUCUUUCUGUGCAAAAGCAACUGGCCUUUAUGCUAGGUCGUCAACAAAUCUUCCUGGAACUACAUGAAGCUACGAUAGAAGACGAUGAUCUCUUUGAGAUAAUGUCUAACUCGCACUUGAACAAUCACUUCCUGAAUUUGGCACGUGAAUUGGAUAUAAUGGAGCCAAAGACACCUGAGGAUGUCUAUAAAUCUCACUUGGAGAACUCGCGACCACCAUUUGGUGGCGGUCAAGUUGAUUCAGCACGGCAGAAUCUCGCAGCAAGUUUCGUCAAUGGUUUUGUAAACGCUGCGUUUGGUCACGAUAAAUUGCUGAUUGAAGACGGUAACAAAUGGCUGUAUAAAAACAAGGAGCAUGGCAUGCUGAGUGCGACUGCAUCCCUAGGUCUGAUCUUACUGUGGGACGUUGAUGGUGGCCUGACGCCAAUCGAUAAAUAUUUAUAUUCGUCGGAAGAUUAUAUCAAGUCUGGCGCUCUAUUGGCUUGCGGAAUUGUCAAUUGCGGCGUCAGGAACGAAUGUGAUCCUGCCUUAGCUUUGCUUUCCGAUUAUGUGUUACAUAGUAGCAACACUAUGCGCAUUGGCGCCAUUGUCGGUCUCGGUAUUGCCUACGCCGGUUCAAACAGAGAAGGAGUGUUAGGUUUGCUGACACCGGUUCUCAGUGACACCAAGUCGAGCUGGGAAGUCUUGGGUAUGACUGGUUUAGCAUUAGGAAUGGUUGCUGCCGGUUCUUGUAACGCUUAUGUCACUACAGCGAUUAUGCACACGUUAAUGGAUAAGUCGGAAUCUGAUCUCAAAGAUACAUACGCGCGAUUUUUGGCACUUGGUUUGGGAUUGUGCUUCCUAGGUAAACAGGAAGCGGCAGAAGCGAUCAUAGCAGCUUUAGAGAUCGUUCAUGAGCCAUUCAGAUCGAUGUCGACAACACUAGUGGAGGUAUGUGCAUAUGCUGGUACAGGAAAUGUCCUCAAGAUCCAACACUUGUUACACAUCUGCUCAGAGCAUUAUGAAUCGAGUAAUGAGAAGGAGGAAAAAAGCGAGCGUAAAGACAAAGAUAAGAAAGAGGAGAAGAAAGAGGAGAAAGAGAAAGAUCUCAGUUCCAGGCAGGCUAUCGCCGUUCUUGGUAUUGCUCUGAUCGCUAUGGGAGAGGAAAUUGGUGCCGAGAUGGCUUACAGAACCUUUGGCCACUUGCUACGUUAUUGCGAACCCGUGAUUCGCCGCUCGGUACCACUCGCCCUAGGUCUUAUCUCUGUAUCGAAUCCAAAACUAAACAUCUUGGAUACGCUAUCAAAGUUCUCGCACGACAGUGAUCCCGAGGUAGCGCACAACGCAAUAUUCGCCAUGGGACUGGUCGGUGCCGGCACGAAUAAUGCGCGAUUAGCCGCCAUGCUGAGACAGCUGGCUCAAUUCCAUGCGAAGGAUCCCAACAAUCUCUUCAUGGUGCGCAUCGCACAAGGUUUGACGCAUCUAGGUAAAGGCACGCUCACACUGUCGCCUUAUCAUAGUGACAGACAGCUGCUCAGCCCUGUUGCUCUAGCUGGUCUUCUAUCGACGCUGAUCGGUUUCCUGGACGUAAAAAACAUUAUUCUCGGACGUUCACAUUAUCUCUUGUAUACACUGGCUGCUGCAAUGCAACCCAGAAUGCUAGUAACAUUUGAUGAGGACCUGAAUCCACUAGCUGUACCAGUAAGAGUUGGACUUGCCGUCGAUGUUGUCGGCCAAGCAGGCAAACCGAAGACCAUCACAGGCUUUCAAACGCACACCACUCCGGUGUUGUUGGCAUAUGGUGAGAGAGCGGAACUUGCAACCGAGGAAUAUGUACCACUGACACCAAUUAUGGAAGGUUUUGUAAUCUUAAGAAAGAAUCCAGACUUUAUACCUUAGUCAUCGUAAUAAUUUUGUCGAUCAUCAAUGUACCUCGUACUGAAUUACUUAUAAGACAGAAUAAUAUAAUAAAAGUAUCUCAUUUCAUUUUACAUAUACGAAAAACGCAAUAUUCUCCACAAAUUUCCUUUUUUGUAAAAUCAAGACAUGUUCCGCAAUAUUUUCGUUCCGUUGCAGAAAGGGAUACAAGGCAAUGAUAUAUUUUCUAUUUAAUAGUAAAAUGCACAGAUUUUAAUAAUAAAAAAUACUGUAUAAUGUAUAAAAUCUCAUUCGGCACGAAUUUUGUACGCAUUAUACAUACAUCGUAAAAAAAAUCAAUAUAAAACAACAGUAUUUUAUACUGCAUUCUUAGUAAUAACAAUACAUCGGUGGAUGUUUUUUUUUGUAAGUAGCAGUCAGCAGUGUACGCAAGUCUCAUGUAAGUCGUCACCAUUAUCGGCAUAAUUUAAGCCUGCACAACUUGCUGAAUACGUUAUCCGCGGGCAAAUUUUCUUUAAAAUAGAAGUUUGUAUACGUAUCGACGAUACAUGUAGCAAUAAGUGUGCUAGAGUAUUAUUUGAUCGAGUUGUCGAAUUUGCUGUCCGGUGGAGCAGCUAGUUAUGCAGACUUGAUAUAAAUUACAUCCUAAUAUUUUCUAUAUUUUGCCACUAUCUUUUUUAACUGAAAAAUGUAAAAAUAGAAUUACGAUCAUGUUAGUUUGUUAAAAUGUACGUAUCGCGCAAAAUACGCAUAAACAAAAGUGUAUUGUAUUAUGUCAAUAAAAUACGUUAAUCGUACAACUUUAAAUAAUAUUUUUAUAAAAAAAACUUGCGCUAUAACUAUUAUAAUAAUGUAACUUUUAUUCUUAUCGCGAUUGUUUACUUUUAAUAUCUCUAUAUAAAAAUACAAUGAAUGUUUAAG